Molecule: messenger RNA, 1800 nt
Organism: Camelina sativa (false flax)
Lineage: Eukaryota; Viridiplantae; Streptophyta; Magnoliopsida; Brassicales; Brassicaceae
Source: RefSeq, a predicted model, not a curated record
GCUGGGGGAGUUGAUGUACUUGUUAAGCUGCUUGCAAGCGGGCAGUCAAGCACACUAUCUAAUGUCUGCUUCCUUCUUGCGUGUAUGAUGAUGGAGGACGCCUCCGUUUGUUCCAGUGUAUUGACUGCGGACAUUACAAAACAGCUUCUCAAGUUAUUAGGAUCAGGUAAUGAAGCCCCAGUGAGGGCGGAGGCUGCUGCUGCUCUCAAGUCGCUUUCUGCUCAAUCUAAGGAAGCAAAGCGAGAAAUCGCUAAUUCUAAUGGUAUUCCUGUUCUAAUUAAUGCAACAAUAGCUCCAUCGAAAGAAUUCAUGCAAGGUGAAUAUGCCCAAGCACUACAAGAAAAUGCAAUGUGUGCCCUUGCUAAUAUUUCCGGUGGUUUGUCAUAUGUCAUAUCAAGCCUUGGUCAGAGCCUUGAAUCUUGCUCUUCACCUGCUCAGACUGCUGACACCCUUGGGGCGUUAGCUUCAGCAUUAAUGAUAUAUGACGGCAAGGCAGAAACUACUAGAGCAUCUGAUCCAUUGGUCGUUGAGCAGACUCUGCUAAAGCAGUUCAAGCCUCGUCUACCAUUCCUGGUGCAAGAACGUACAAUUGAAGCACUUGCAAGUUUGUAUGGGAAUUCCAUACUCUCUAUCAAACUUUCCAACUCGGAUGCAAAACGUUUGCUUGUUGGUCUAAUAACAAUGGCGGUGAAUGAGGUUCAAGAUGAGCUUGUAAAGGCUCUUCUGAUGCUGUGUAACCAGGAAGGUAGCCUGUGGCCUGCCUUACAGGGUCGUGAAGGGAUCCAAAUGCUGAUAUCUCUUCUGGGUCUUUCGUCCGAACAGCAGCAAGAAUGUGCUGUUGCACUUCUUUGCCUUCUGUCUAACGAAAAUGAUGAAAGCAAGUGGGCCAUCACUGCUGCUGGAGGUAUACCUCCACUUGUUCAAAUUCUAGAGACUGGGUCGGCCAAAGCCAGGGAAGACUCUGCAACCAUCCUUAGGAACUUGUGCAAUCAUAGUGAAGAUAUACGUGCUUGUGUUGAAAGUGCUGAUGCUGUCCCUGCUCUCUUAUGGCUACUAAAGAAUGGUAGUGCAAACGGUAAAGAAAUAGCCGCCAAGACAUUGAAUCAUUUGAUUCAUAAAUCAGAUACUGCAACAAUCAGUCAGCUUACUGCUUUGCUUACCAGUGAUCUACCUGAGUCGAAAAUUUACGUUUUGGAUGCAUUGAAGAGUAUGCUUUCUGUGGUCCCAUUCAAUGACAUGUUACGUGAUGGCAGUGCUUCGAAUGAUGCUAUUGAGACCAUGAUCAAGUUAAUGAGCUCUGCAAAAGAAGAGACUCAAGCAAAUUCAGCCUCAGCUCUUGCAGCUAUCUUUCAGAUCAGAAAGGAUUUGCGUGAGAGCGCUCUAGCCCUCAAAACUCUCUUGUCUGCCAUAAAACUGCUGAAUGUGGAUUCGGAGAAGAUUCUUGUUGAGUCUUGCCGCUGUCUGGCUGCAAUUUUACUUUCAAUUAAGGAGAAUCGCGAUGUGGCCAUUUCUGCCAGAGAAGCAUUGCCUACUCUGGUUUCUCUUGCCAACUCUUCCGUUCUAGAAGUUGCUGAGCAAGGAAUGUGCGCUUUGGCUAAUCUUAUAUUGGACAGUGAAGUGUCAGAGAAGGUCAUUGUCGAAGAUAUUAUUUUGUCAGCCACUAGAAUCUUACGUGAAGGUACAGUGUCUGGAAAGACACUUGCUGCUGCUGCAAUUGCCCGCCUGCUUAGUCGUCGCCGAAUUGAUACUGCGUUGACAGAUUCUGUGAACCGUGCUGGAACAGUGCUUGCCUUAGUGUCU